UGCUGUGACCGCGCGGCUGCAGCAUCCUCCGCGGCGGCUGCUUCUACAGGAAGCCUUUAGCCCUCGGCUCGCUUUGAAAAGAGGAAACAUGGCCGCCGCUGCUACUCUGCACUCCUUCAACGCCUUCCUCACGGAGAGGCUGACCGCCGCCGCCGUGGACAUCUACGGGUUCGUGGAAAAGACGGUGGUGGAGUACCAGGAGGAGGUCUACCGAACCCAGCUGGAGAACCAGAGGCUGCAGCGGAUGCUGGACCUGGUCUACCAGCCGGAGAUAAGGCUCCACAGGGCAGAUGCCAAAGCUCCGGUAACUACGUCCACAGAAGAAGCUACUGCUAAGCAGCAGGAGUUGAGCGUGGAGGAGCCAGGGGAGUCAGAGGUCAAAGAGGAGCAGAGCGAGGAGCAGAGCGAGGAGCAGAGCGAGGAGCUGUGGAGCAGCGGUGCGAAGGAGGAGGCGUCCAUGGAAGACAGCGACGACGACGGCGACGCCUUGACCAGAGAGCUGAUCAAAACCGUUCAGCAGCUGGAAGACUGCAGAGCGGCGGAGGAGAGCACAGGCUCCCAGCAGGUUUCUCCAGAGGAUCCCAAACUGCCGGAGGAAAAGACCACCACCACGCUGUACCGCUGCCACAUCUGCAACUACAUCUUCACCAAAAAGAUCGUGCUGACGUGGCACCUCAAGAUGCACGAGAGCAAAGCCAAAGACGGCAAGGGCAACUUCGACUGUCACAUCUGUGGCAAGCACAUCCCCUGCCAGAGCAACCUGCAGAACCACAUGAGGGUCCACACCGGGGAGCGGCCCUACAGCUGCCAUUACUGCGGGAAGGGCUUUAAGCUGAAGGGCCACAUGACCGAACACCUCAGGACUCACACCGGAGAGAAGCCCUUCAGCUGCCACGUCUGUGACAAAUCCUUCAACAGAGGCUCCACCCUGAGGAAACACGUGUUGGCGAAACACAAGGAGCAGCGGCCGUACCGCUGUGACUUUUGUUAUGAGUUAUUCACUGAGAAGCUGCUGAUGAAGAGACACAUCAGGAAGGUCCACAGUGUCAAAGCCCAGUCUCCCAGUCACAGCCAGGCCUAGACGCCCUGAAAUCUUUCACAAUGUUACCUUGAUGACUUUAACAAGGACUUUAACGUUUAUGUUGAAUGUUUUCUUAGCUUACAUGUGGACUUGUGAGCUACCUUAUGUUAUUAAACUAGAGGAAGUAGAGUUUUACGGUGGACACAGGGCCUGAGGACAACACAAAGAUUUUAUCGGUUAAGGAAUAAAGUCUGUCUCAGCUGCUAUUCACUGUCAAACCUGUUUGAAUAAAAAACAUUGUCUUCUGCUCUGGUAAGUCACUGCAUUGGAAACACAUUCACACCUGAUCGAUGUCUGCAAACCAGGAGAGGAGACCACUAAUGGUGCAGCUUUAUUCCAGCAUUAGUAAUUUCUUGUGGAGGAACAUUUUUUGCAAAAGCUGAGGGGAGACUGCUGGCAAAGAGGCCUGAGGUCAGGCAUGGAGAAGUUCUGUAAGCCAGGCGUGCAUCUGGUACCAGAACUCAUCAGAAACAGAAAGGAAGGACAGUCGGCAGAAUAAUGUCUGUAAAUGCAAAUAUUUUUCUUUUAUGCAAACCCAUUUUAUACUUUCCUAGAUUUUCCUGAAGGCUGUGUGAUAACUGAGUUGGGUUCUCUGAUGUAAUUACUAGUUAUUUGUACGGCAAACUUAAAAAAAAACAACCUGCGGUCGAAAAGCUACGAGCAGAAUCAGAAUGUCGGGUGUAGACAGUGGGAAAAUGUUCUUCUGUUUGAUUUCAGAGAAAUUAAAUCAUGUUUUAACAUUUUCUCUUCUGUUGCCUCUUUCUCCAGACAUUUCCAUCUUAAAGCUGCAGAGAGCGCCUCCCUCUGGGCAUUCAGACAUUACAAGUGAAGAGGCAACAUCUCACAGUGGUGUGCUUUUACACCUUGACAUCUGCUACCUGACUGUUCAAAACAAUGACAGGCCAACUCUGUAUGAAGCCUGUUCUGAGUCUUGUUUACACUUUUAAUUCUGCAGCUGAUCUGGCUAACGCUCCGCUGACUUGUGAAGCUGGCGCCCCCUACAGGUCAGCUGACACAGGGCUUUGACUACCUCCGUUGGGGAGUCAGAGGCAGGUUUGACCUUGACCCCUUGCCACAUUGAUCCUUUACAGAAUACUUCAGCUGCAACCUCUAACCUUUACAGGAGCUGUGCUCCUCCUGGACUCCAGGUCAGAUUGCAGCCUGUUGGACCUCCUGCCCUCAGAGACCACGGUCCAUGUGGACCAGAACGUCCUGCCACAAGAAAAGUUUCUUUCCCUCUGGCAUUAGACUGAUAAACAAUAGUUAAUUGUCUCUGGUAUAACACAGGACACAUCCACCAGCUACUCUGCAUGUGGAUGCAUAAUGCAUAUAUAUCUAUAUCCUCACCGUCUUGCCGUCAUUUCCGAACAGCACCAGACCAGCCUUGGUGACGAUGCCGGGCUGGCUGGCUCCAGGAAUAUCCAGAGGCUGGCCAUUGGCCACAGUGCCAUUGUCCACCAAAGUCGAGCCAAAGAAAGUCACUUUCUGUAGAGAGAGAGAGAAGGAGAGAGAGAGAGAAAGAUGGCUCAGUAUUGCAGCGAAAUAGUGGAAACUUCUUCCUGAACUAAACAUUUCAGGUGAAGAUGUUUGCUCUUUUGAAUGCAUGAGCAUGUCAGCUAUUAACUUGACAAGACAAGAUGUUUCCUGAUGUGGAAAAUGAAUGGAAGUCUGUCUGUGGAAUAAAGUGUGUCCUGAUGUGCUAGGGUGAGAACAAACCCAGGGCCUGUGAGGCUCUUGUGUUACCUCUCCGUCGACCUCUGCCCAGGCCCCUGGCACUUUGUCGUUUCCUCUGAUCCAGUUGUGAAUGGCCUCCGCCGACUGGUUCCAGUCAAUCUAUCAACACAGAGAGCAGCUGUGCCUAAGGGAAGGAUUGUUAUCUUUGAACACUUUUUAUAAUGUUCCUAUAACGACAGUUUUCGCCAACGAACAAAGACUGUCCUUAUAGGCGACGUUGGCAAAUGCGACUUCAUUGUUGUUGAUGUGUGACAUGCAUCAUGAUUCUGUACCAAAAAAAAGUCAGACAUGGUAAAGUUGGAUGUAAGCAAUUGCUGUAAAUAAUGAUUAUGGACUUAUGGAAGACAUCUGUGUCAGUGAAGUGUCAGUCCAAACAGUUCUCCAAGAAGCUGCAGUCAACGCUCCACAAAAUGCCAUUGCUGAUAGUUCUUUUUAUCAGUUUCCUUUGUGUUAUGACGAUACUGUUGAUUCCCGUUGCUGAAUAAAUUUUAAAAUUGA
Molecule: messenger RNA, 3313 nt
Organism: Poeciliopsis prolifica (blackstripe livebearer)
Lineage: Eukaryota; Metazoa; Chordata; Actinopteri; Cyprinodontiformes; Poeciliidae
Product: zinc finger protein 436-like
Exons: 2
Coding region: 89-1081 (330 amino acids)
Biological process (GO): regulation of transcription by RNA polymerase II
Molecular function (GO): DNA-binding transcription factor activity; RNA polymerase II cis-regulatory region sequence-specific DNA binding
Source: RefSeq, a predicted model, not a curated record